UAAUCUGGAAGAUUACGUCAUGUAUUCAAAUGGACCUCAGUAGAAAAACUUUUCCUGUCAAUAUGAUAACCAAUUCUUUGCCUUGUGAUGGAAAUGAGAUAAUGGACGUCCAACAAAACGAUUCUGAAAGACAGGAAUCACAAUAUGAUGAUGAUGAAUUGGAACGUAAACAUUUUCAACGUGUGGUUAAUGCAUUUAGAAGCUAUAAGAUACAUAGUAUGAAAAGGCUUUAUAGAUCUACAAAAUAUAUAAGUUCUCUGUCAACUCAUCAUCAAGACUUAUUAAAAGGUUAUCGCUCACAUCUUGAUAAAGUUCGACUAGCUAUUGAGCAUAAUAGUGAAAUUAUAAAAGUUAUUAUUAAGGACGUUGCACAUUUGUUUCAAAAUGCUGACCAUACAGAUGAUAUUAAGGUUGUGAGUUCUGAAGUAACAGCAUUUGACAUGGAAAAAAUUCAAUCAAUAUUAAAGCAAUUGUACAGAGAAUGGAGUGUAGAAGCCAAAGAGGAAAGAGAUGCAUCUUUCAAACCCAUUAUAGAUGAAGUAAUCGCUCUUUUUCCUUGUGAAAACCUAGUUGAUGCAUCCAAAUUUCAAAUUCUUGUUCCUGGGGCUGGAUUGGGUAGACUUCCUUAUGAAAUAGCCAGAAAAGGAUAUUCCUGUCAAGGAAAUGAAUUUAGUCUUUUUAUGCUGUUUGCCUCAAAUUUCAUUUUGAAUAAAUGUCAAGGUACAGAUCUAUAUAAGAUAUAUCCUUGGGUACAUCAAUAUUUCAACAAUUUGAAAUCUGAUGAUCAGGUUCAAAUGGUACGCUUUCCGGAUGUUAAUCCAUGUGAUAUACCUUCUAAGUUAGAUUUUUCAAUGGCCGCUGGUAGCUUCAUAGAAAUUUAUAAAGAAUCAGAUGCCUGGGAUUGCAUAGCUACAUGUUUUUUCCUUGACACAGCAAAUAAUAUUAUUGACUAUAUUGAAACAACGUGGAACAUUUUAAAACCCGGUGGUUAUUGGAUAAAUUUAGGACCUCUUCUAUAUCAUCAUGCUGAUAUGCCAGAUGAAGAUUCGAUUGAACCAAGUUAUGAAGAAAUAAGAUAUAUAAUUUUAAAAUUUGGUUUUGUUUUAUUGAAAGAAGAACUGAAUUUGGUGACCCCGUACUCUCAAAACCCUCGAUCAAUGAUGUCCUAUGAGUAUAAAAGUGUUUUCUUUGUAUGCCAGAAACCUGAAUCUGCUUGUAGAAAGCAAGAAUGUUCUUGAUUACCUUAUAUGUAAAUAGUUUGAAAAAAAUAUACAAAAUUCCUCAUCGUCAAA
This is a messenger RNA of Parasteatoda tepidariorum (common house spider), 1292 nucleotides long. RefSeq names its product protein-L-histidine N-pros-methyltransferase CARNMT1. Gene Ontology annotation, biological process: carnosine metabolic process. Gene Ontology annotation, molecular function: carnosine N-methyltransferase activity. Gene Ontology annotation, cellular component: cytosol; nucleus. Lineage: Eukaryota; Metazoa; Arthropoda; Arachnida; Araneae; Theridiidae. The record is from RefSeq and is a predicted model, not a curated record.